GGUUGACGUCAGCAAACUUAUCCAGCAGCUGUGGAGAGGAGGCGAGCUGAGGAGGAGGAGGAGGAGGAGGAGAGGCAAUGAAGACUGCUGGAUGUGGAGCUCUGGCUGUGGAGCGCUGAGGACGGUCGGUGGGGCUGCUUUUUUUUUUUCUUCCUGCGGGACUGUUCGGACUUCUUCUUCUUCUUCUUCCAGUAUGUUCAACACAAUGUUCUCCUAUGUGCUUAUUCACUGAAAGACAUCUGCCUCCAGCUCCAACAGAAGAUGCAGCACUAAUGAGCACACCGCAGCCUUUAGAUGAGUGAGGCACAACAAAACAACCUGAACAUCAACAGUCUGCAGUAAAAGUGUAAUAUUGUCAGAUACUCAGGAGGGACCUUGGAGACGCACAUUUUCCACUAUGAACCGCGCCUUCAACAGGAAAAAAGAUAAAUCAUGGAUGCACACCCCGGAGGCACUGGCCAAGCAUUAUAUACCCUACAAUGCCAAGUUCCUUGGAAACACAGAGGUUGAAGCCCCAAAAGGCACAGAAGUUGUAAAGGAUGCAGUCAGAAAGCUAAAGUUUCAGAGACAUAUCAAGAAAUCAGAGGGACAGAAGACCCCCAAAGUGGAACUGCAGAUUUCCAUUUAUGGCGUGAAGAUACUAGACCCCAAGACAAAAGAUGUGCAGCAUAACUGUCAGUUACACAGGAUAUCCUUCUGUGCAGAUGACAAAACAGAUAAAAGGAUAUUCACUUUUAUCUGCAAAGACUCGGAAUCUAACAAACACCUCUGCUAUGUGUUUGACAGUGAAAAGUGUGCAGAGGAGAUAACUCUAACUAUCGGUCAGGCCUUUGACUUGGCCUACAAGAAGUUCUUGGAGUCUGGGGGCAAAGACGUGGAAACCAGGAAACAGAUUGGAACCCUACAGAAAAGAAUUCAAGAACUGGAAACAGAAAACUCUGAACUGAAGCAACAGCUUCAAGACCUUGAAGAACAGCUGAUGAUAGCUCAUGUGCCACCACCGCUGCACAUAAACGCAGCUAAUGAAGCGUACAUGCUGCAGAGGCCCUCCUCUCUCUUCUGGUGUCACAGCAUCAAGUCGCUCUCCUGUCUGGAAAUCUCCUCUAUCACGCUCACUCCUAUGAGCUCGCCGGAGUCCAACUUGUCUGCUGGGCUACUAACUCCUCCGCCUGCCAAACCUGCUCUCCUUCCUCCUAAGCCUACCGAGGGAUGCAGCAUCCCGCGGCCUCGCGCAGGGAGCAUCUCGAUGAAACCACAGUCUACGGACGUUUUCGACAUGGUUCCCUUCUCACCUGUGACGCCGCUGGUGCCCACUCUGGCCAGCAACGGCUGCCCACCACCACCACCGACCACAUUACCACCAGAUAUAAGAAAAGACCUGUUUGGUGCUGAGCCCUUCGAUCCAUUCACCUGCGGAGCAGCUGACUUCCCUCCAGAUAUCCAGUCAAAGCUGGAUGAGAUGCAGGAGGGGUUCAAAAUGGGACUAACCUUAGAGGGCACUGUCUUCUCUCUGGACCCGCUAGACAGUCGCUGCUGAUGCCAAGAAGAUGCUCUUUGUCACGUACUUUUAACUCGUUUGUAUGAAGAAGUGCCAAAAUCCACUCCACGGUUGAGUCAAGAUGUCACAGUUUUCAUCUUGAGGUUUAUAUGCAUUUGCAUUUAGAUUGGUUUUUCGAUAUUUCAUGGUAAACUCAGAUCCAUUAUAGAAAAGAACUAUUUUUGUAAAAGAAAACAACUUAUGGAAGGAGUAGUUUUGAGUACCUUUGCUUGAACAGGCAAUGAGAGAUGUAAAUAGUCGAAUAUGUCCAAUGGUACACAGAAUUUUCAUAUGACAGUUUGUGUGUAUGCACCAUUUGAAUUCUGUAUUGUUAACACAUUCCUGUUUGUAUGCCAAACACAAGCUGGCGAAGAAAAUAAAUGGAAUCUGUAUCAUUAACACAGCUUGCCCAUAACGUCAUAUAGCUUCUUUUUUUACACAUGAAUUAAUCCAGUUGCUUACUGACCUUUCCACUGUUUGUUUUUGAUGUUGAGUUGUUUGUUUAUUUUAUUUUAGUUUUUUUUUUUGCAUUUCACAUGAGUUGCCAUUUCAGUAUUUACGUAUCAUAUUUUUACUUUGUCAUAAUUUUAGUCUGCUUUUCUUGCACCAGAGGGCACUUUUUUGGACAGCCUCUGUCCAUAUACAGUACAGUACUAUUCCCAUUAUUUUACUUUUGGUUGCAUUGACUUUGCUGUUACACCUAUUAAAGAAAAUCUUACUGCAAAAAACAA
Messenger RNA from Dicentrarchus labrax (European seabass), 2268 nucleotides. RefSeq names its product GULP PTB domain containing engulfment adaptor 1a (gene gulp1a). Bases 398 to 1537 code for a protein of 379 amino acids. NCBI's taxonomy places the organism in Eukaryota, Metazoa, Chordata, Actinopteri, Moronidae. The record is from RefSeq and is a predicted model, not a curated record. The transcript has 14 exons.